This is a messenger RNA of Cylicostephanus goldi, 414 nucleotides long. The record is from the annotation of a GenBank genome assembly. Lineage: Eukaryota; Metazoa; Nematoda; Chromadorea; Rhabditida; Strongylidae.
UUGCAGGAGUACUUGCCAUGGCAGGAAGCACUGAAUGGAUUUUUUGAUGUGCUUAAAUACUUUGGCAACGAACCGGAGGCCAAAUAUGCAGAGAACUACAUGCGUAAUCUACUUGAACCGACCUACAACAAAACCAGCAUAGCAGAAAUCACAUACAAAUAUAGAAUUGAUGCGAAUGACAGCUUGUUCAAUGAAAUAGUUUCUGCACCUCUCAAACCCAAGGCUUAUUGUUAUGGAGUCAGAGAGGGUGGUGAGCCUGCUUUCAACAGGGUCAAACAACUUUAUCAGCUAGAAAUAGCGGCUCUCGAAAAAGACAAUCUUCGCCGUGCUUUGGGAUGCCAUAAAGAUGCUCGGACAUUGAAAGAGUACUUUGCCAGUUACAAAAUACGACGUAGUGAAUUUGUUGUCUUUUAG